Molecule: messenger RNA, 611 nt
Organism: Drosophila eugracilis
Lineage: Eukaryota; Metazoa; Arthropoda; Insecta; Diptera; Drosophilidae
Exons: 4
Coding region: 1-549 (182 amino acids)
Source: RefSeq, a predicted model, not a curated record
AUGAAUAGAAAACUGCAGCUCCUAGUUGCCUUUCUGGUAAAUGGAUAUUUCAUUAUGGAGGUGCACUCUCUAGUUGAGUUUACGAACAUCAAGUGCCAGUCAGUGGAUAAGAACUUUUCCAAGUUUGAAACGUGUCGGCUAAAGUCCAUAAAUCGAACUUAUAAAUACUUUUCGGUAAAGGUCAAUCUCUUGAAGCUUCCCAUAACCAAUGCUCAGAUAAAUGCGGCACUUUAUAAGCGAUUUAAUGGCUAUAAGCCCUUUCUCUACAAUGUAACUGUGGAUGGAUGCAGAUUCAUAGCGAAUCCAAAUUCAAAUCCAGUCGGGAAAUACCUCUACUACGCCUUUAAGAAUGUAUCGAAUGUCAACCAUUCUUGCCCCUAUAACCAUGACCUUGUGAUUGAUAAGCUAUCAACUAAGAUUAUAAACGACCGAAUGACUUAUCUUUUGCCUUUUCCCGAAGGAGACUAUAUGAUUAAAAUGAACUGGAUGGCCUUUAACGUCAGUCGAGCUAUUUUCCAACUUUAUUUUUCACUGGCCAAUAGGCUGUAAAACAUGUAAUUUUUGUUUUAAUUUUGUUCAAAAAUCUAUAUAGAGUUUCUAUGCGGGAUUUU